AUGAGAGAAAUUAUAAGAGGAUAUUUAGGAUAUUUAGGAUAUUUAGGAUAUUUAGGAUAUUUAGGAUAUUUAGGAUAUUUAGGAUAUUUAGGAUAUUUAGGAUAUUUAGGAUAUUUAGGAUAUUUAGGAUAUUUAGGAUAUUUAGGAUAUUUAGGAUAUUUAGGAUAUUUAGGAUAUUUAGGAUAUUUAGGAUAUUUAGGAUAUUUAGGAUAUUUAGGAUAUUUAGGAUAUUUAGGAUAUUUAGGAUAUUUAGAAUAUUUAGGAUAUUUAGGAUAUUUAGGAUAUUUAGGAUAUUUAGGAUAUUUAGGAUAUUUAGGAUAUUUAGGAUAUUUAGGAUAUUUAGGAUAUUUAGGAUAUUUAGGAUAUUUAGGAUAUUUAGGAUAUUUAGGAUAUUUAGGAUAUUUAGGAUAUUUAGGAUAUUUAGGAUAUUUAGGAUAUUUAGGAUAUUUAGGAUAUUUAGGAUAUUUAGGAUAUUUAGGAUAUUUAGGAUAUUUAGGAUAUUUAGGAUAUUUAGGAUAUUUAGGAUAUUUAGGAUAUUUAGGAUAUUAA
Molecule: messenger RNA, 549 nt
Organism: Psylliodes chrysocephalus
Lineage: Eukaryota; Metazoa; Arthropoda; Insecta; Coleoptera; Chrysomelidae
Source: the annotation of a GenBank genome assembly